CAGUCGAGAAAUUAACGUGGGCUCUGGCGCACGUAGUGCACGCGCUUUAACGGCCAUGAAAAAGGCCGUGCUUGCGCACUCAGGACCUCUCAACUAUGCCAGAGCAGUGGCUCAUACAGAGCCACAGCCGGUGCAGCAAACAGGACAAGCACCAGUGUUGAUACAGCCGAUCAGGGCUUCAGACCCAGUGGCUAAGACAAAAGCCGAGAUAGGACCAGAAACAGAGGCAAGAACAGGUUGUAUAGGAGUGGCAGGAGCAGCAGGAGCAGCAAUGAGUGCAGCAGGAGCAGGAACAGGCAGUACGGGUGGUUCAGUGGGGAACAAUACAAGUGCAGCGCCUAUUGGAGCAUCUCUCGGGGUUAUGAGGGGACGGCGUGCACAGAGGUCAUCAAGCAGCCCCAACAGGGCGUACAAGACGAGGUCACAUCAUUCUGUGCACCGUGUAGGAGCUCCGGGGGCAAUACUGGCAGGAGGAGCAGGAGGAAUGCCGGGAAUCGAGGUGCCGGCGGUAUCAGCGGUGCCAGUGGUCCCGGCAGUGCCAACAGGGCCAGCAGUGCAACAGCCGGUGCAGACAGGGGCGUCAGUGCCAUUGGCGUGUGCUACGAAUGAGCAUGUGGGGACGCCGCCACAGAGUGUGCAGACGGGGCAGGCAGCGGGGAGUGAGUAUACGGUGGGCGGGACGGGGAUUUCGAGCCAUCACCGGCGUAAUUCGUCGAUUCAUUCGAGUCGCUCGUCAUUAUCUCCGUGUCACCAGAAUCAGACGGUUUAUCCGCCCUAUGCAUACCAUACAUCGCCUUAUUUUUUUGGUAAUUAUUGAGUCUGGCAUAGUUAUGGCA
Molecule: messenger RNA, 836 nt
Organism: Pneumocystis jirovecii RU7
Lineage: Eukaryota; Fungi; Ascomycota; Pneumocystomycetes; Pneumocystales; Pneumocystaceae
Exons: 2
Coding region: 56-817 (253 amino acids)
Source: RefSeq, a predicted model, not a curated record